AAAAGACAUGACGUUGAAAAAGGAGUUCUUAUCCAGAAGAAGAAAACACAGAGCGAGAAAAAGAGAUGGCGACCAUACCAUCAUCGUCUCUGCAACUCUCAAGCACUUUCCCACUCGCCUCAUCCCCACCCAAGCCCCACGCUCCCAAGCAUUCACUCUCCUUCACCACCCGGGCCACAGAUCCACAAACACCGCCAUCCGAAUCGGAACCGGAGCCAUCCGAGGCCGGAUCCGAUUCCAAAGCAGACUCCUUCGAGAACCGCCUCACGCAGGUCCGUCUCCGUUACAGGAGCGGGACCGGGAAGAAAGCGGAGCUCCGAAAGGGCCGAAAGGCCAAGAAGGGCGGGGGCGGGCAGUCCGGGUCGGGAAUGUACCUGCCGCCGGUGUCGCUGAAAGAACCGGUUUCGGGCGGGUUGAAAGUGGAUUUCGGAUUCAGCCCGUACAGUGAGAGGAUAAACGGGCGGAUCGCGAUUCUGGGGCUAUCGGCUUUGCUAUUGGUGGAGCUAGCCACGGGUAAGAGCGUGAUAAAUUAUCACACGCCGUCGAUCGUGCUAAUUCAGAUAUAUUUUGUUGCGGCGGUUGCGGCUAUGUAUGUGAAAUAUGAGAAAGAGAGGAUCAGCGUGUGGCCCCAAUCCUCUUCUGCUAAGGAAUGAGUAUAUCAAUUAAUGCACAUCAAUGGCGACUCAUUGAAAUUCAAAUUUGUUGAGUGCGUUUUACCUUAAUUCUGUACUCCUAAUGAUAUGAACUUGCUUGGGAGAUAAAGAAAGUGAGCUAUAUAUGUUUCUCUUUAAUCUUUAUACAACAAUCAGCGGUGACUCAUGAA
Messenger RNA from Alnus glutinosa, 823 nucleotides. RefSeq lists its product as uncharacterized. The coding region runs from base 66 to 653 and encodes 195 amino acids. The transcript has a single exon. The record is from RefSeq and is a predicted model, not a curated record. Lineage: Eukaryota; Viridiplantae; Streptophyta; Magnoliopsida; Fagales; Betulaceae.